Molecule: messenger RNA, 2122 nt
Organism: Gambusia affinis (western mosquitofish)
Lineage: Eukaryota; Metazoa; Chordata; Actinopteri; Cyprinodontiformes; Poeciliidae
Gene: ccdc3b
Product: coiled-coil domain containing 3b
Exons: 3
Coding region: 230-1078 (282 amino acids)
Biological process (GO): negative regulation of gene expression
Cellular component (GO): extracellular region
Source: RefSeq, a predicted model, not a curated record
GCAGAGGAUGCUGGUGGGGUGGUUAGGCUGGAGCUCUGGUCGGACAAGUUAGCAGGAUUACACUGACUGGAGCGAUCUCCGGGGCUUCUUCAUCUUGCAAAAUCCUCCAACAGAUCUGGAGAAAAAAAUAUUUUUGCAUAACUGAAAACACAUGUGAAACACCUUUUUUUUUCAACCCCACUUAAUUGCAUCCUGUCCGAGUCUUGUGCGCCUUUAUGCGGAGCGACAGAUGGGUCCUCUCCGACGCAUCAUGUGGAUUAUUCUGGGGUUUGUUUUGGCAGCUGGGGGCACCGAUGGGAGCUGGGGAUGUCAGUUACCCCACGACUGGAGACCGCAGACGGAAGCGUGCCGCGCUGAGCUGGCGGAGAUCAUCGUCUUUGCCAAGGUGCUGGCUCUACACAAAGAGUCCUACAGCGUGUACAACUACCUGCCGUGGCAGCACGACACAGACCUGCUCUUCUCCGCAGAGAUCGAGCUGCUGUGCGACCAGUCCUGGGGCAGCAUGCUGGAGGUCCCCGCUGGCUCCAGGUUCAACGUCAGUGGCCUGGGAUACUUGCCUUGCUUCUCCUACAGCGUCACCGAAAACAACAACUACUACUUCUUUCUAAGGAUGGAUGAAAACUACAACAUUAUUCCACAUGGAGUUAAUUUCCAGGACCCCAUCUUCCCCGACACUCCAGAGAACCACCGCAUGUUUGCCAGCCUCUUCCAGUUCUCCAACUGCACACCUGGAACUCAAGUCCACAGCUUCACUCCAGAGUGGGAGGCUCAAGAGGACAGCCGGCUGUUGUGCUCCACAGUUCAGAAAGCUCUGUUCGAGGAAGAGGAGCGAGUGAGGACUCUCUCCCAGAGAGUGCGUACUUUGGAGAAAGCCAAUGGCCACCUGAAGGAAAAGGUGAAGACUCUGAAACGUCUCUUGCGUCUGGCCCAACGAGAAACCACAAAAGAGCAGCAAACUCUCAGCCUUAAACAGCUCCAUGAGACAAAGGUGGCCCAAACUCACCCUGACCAGGACACUACCCAAGAUCAAAAGAACCAAGAACUUAAAAAAGUCCCACCUAAGAAGCUAAAAACCUAGGCGCUCCUUUGUUAAAUAGCAGCAGAAAUAGCUAUUUCAUUGUCUUGAGUGAUAAAUCACGCAAUAUAGCCUUUGAUGACUUUUUUCUCUCUCUCUCUCUUAGUGCUGGACACAUCAUGUAUUGUAUCAAUAUUAUGACCUUGGCUAUGAAAUGCAGAACAUGACAUAUACUAAUAUGUUAAUUGUGAACACUAAAAAGAUUGUGAUAUAUGGCUUGAGCUUGAAUGGUGCCGUCUCAUAACUCAAGAUGCUUUGCGUUGUUUUAGUUGAGCAGGUCUGUCUUUAUGGCUUUUCCACAGAACAAAUCUCCAGGACAUAAACCAAGUGGUGGAAGUGUUUGGAUAAAAAUGUUGUAAUGCUAUAAAUAUGUAAAGUCCAUUUUUUAAUGAGACAUUGAUGAAGAAAAGUUUCUUCUGUUCCAUUCUUUUCAUUGUUGUUAUUAUUCAAAGUUAAGCCAGUGUCCAUACACAACAUGUUUAUAUAUAAAACUUUUUUUGUUUCUUUGUUUGUUUUACAUCUGAAUUUGCCACCUUUGGCUUGCCAUCGCUAAAAUCGCCCCACAUUACUUCUCUCAAUAAAUCACUCUUAAGUGAUUGUUUUUUUCUUUUGUUAGUGUUUGUUUUGUAUUUGGUGCAGAGCAUCAUUUGUGGUAUAAGGCUGAUUUAUUGUGGGUCAGAGAUGAAGGUUGCCUUUAUGAAGCAUUCUGUGAUUGCUUUGGUUUUUGCUCUGUUUCAAUUAUACCUUAAGCUUUUCCAUUGCUGCAAUAUCUUAUUAUAUAAAGCAGCUUUGAAAAAAUAAAAAUAAAUUAUCUUUUUCAAAAACGUUAUCCUCCGCUUAUUAAUGUCAUGUGUAACAUGUUGAAAUUUAAAACUGUUUUUGUUAUGAACCUUUGCAGUGAUAUCUGUGAAAUGUAAUACUCCUCUUGAACACUACUGCCAGUACAGAGUGCCAGCGAUACCCCUGUGAUAUAUCAGUUUGAGUUUCGUGUGGUUGAAGAUUUAUGAUUUUAACAUUACAUCCUCUUGUCUCUCACAUUUCUCCAGA